CAAAGAGAGAAGCUUGCAGUGUUGAGCAGGGCUAGGAGUGGGCAUUUUCAAGGCUGCAGUCUGGAAUCUGUGUCAAAGGGAACUAAGUGACGAUUAAUUCCUCAUGCAGCUUCUCGGCUUUCCCUACACCCAGCGCUGUCGCCUCACCAACAGCUCCGCGGUGCCGCUGACGUUCCAGCUCCGCAUGUCGGACGAUGGCACGCAGCCGGCUGUUGACAGCGUGGAUCAGAUCCGCAGGCACAGCGACCCAGCCUGGAGGAAGGGAAUCCAUUUCUAUGUGGAGCCCAGGGAGUUCACCGUGAAUCCCAGCCGAGGGACCAUCCUCCCCCAGGGACACCAGGACAUCGAGGUGACCCUGUGUUCCAACACGGUGAUGGAGUUCCGCCGGAGGAUGCUGGUGGACGUGGAGGGCAUUGGCAAGGGAGUGGCAACACUGACCAUCACAGCCAGAUGUCUCGUUCCUGAGCUCCAAGUGUCCCCCUAUGUGCUCCAGUACGAUGAGUGCCACCUGAAUGUGCCGUAUGAGAGGACGCUCGUCAUCAGGAAUCCCAGCCACCUUCCUGGCUGCUACGGGCUUAUUCCCCAGAAACGCAAGGAGGACUCUGCUGUGUUCUACUCCAGCCCCCAGCCCUGUGGGAUUGUGCAGCCCCAGAGCACAGCAGAGAUCCCAGUUGUGGUGGAGGUGCAGGCGCUGGGCGAGCAUCGCACCAACGUUCUCAUCGGCGUGUUCGGGGAUGAGAGAAACCCCCUGAGAGCACAAUUACAGAGCUCAGGACGGCUGGCAGAAACUUCCUGAAGCCCAAGGGUGACAGAGCUUGGCAGGAUCUCAGCACCACAGCCUGUAGAUGAGCUUCACCCACCAAAAUUCAAGCCCCAACCACCAAAGGAGCAGAGAAGCUGUUUGGACUCCUCGGCAUCUCGCUGGCGGCACUUCAAGAUAAGAAAGGAGGAGCCAGUCACAGCCCUGAGAGAAGAGCAGGAUCUUGCCCACUCUUCAGGAGCAGAGAAGGGAACUGAAGCAGCCAGCUCAAAAGCUUCAGGAGGAGGCAAAAGCAUUAGAGGAGGAAGAGAGGCUGAAGGAGGAAGAGAAGUGGAAGAAGGGAAAGAAGGGAG
Serinus canaria (Common canary) is the source of this 1113-nucleotide messenger RNA. RefSeq names its product hydrocephalus-inducing protein-like. The record is from RefSeq and is a predicted model, not a curated record. Lineage: Eukaryota; Metazoa; Chordata; Aves; Passeriformes; Fringillidae. Gene Ontology annotation, biological process: cilium movement; axonemal central apparatus assembly. The transcript is spliced from 8 exons. Gene Ontology annotation, cellular component: axoneme. The coding region runs from base 104 to 796 and encodes 230 amino acids.